Molecule: messenger RNA, 2237 nt
Organism: Striga asiatica
Lineage: Eukaryota; Viridiplantae; Streptophyta; Magnoliopsida; Lamiales; Orobanchaceae
Source: the annotation of a GenBank genome assembly
GACAAGCAAAUAAAAUUCCAAUCUUUGCACGCCCCCCACAAGCGGAAAAAAGGGUUUGACUUGGACGUUACAAUACAAAAAACUCUCUUCACCAGCCCACAUCUUUGCAUGGCCCUAACGUACACGGCGGCGGAGCCCACCGCCGCUAGAUGCCGCCGGAGGCUCCACCUCCACCUCAAGCACCGCCACAAGGGCUUCCUCUCCCUCUUCACCGGAAUAUUCCACAAGAGGUACCUCCUCUUCCUCUCGAUCGUCUACAUUGUGGGGCUCAUCACCUGCGCCGGCCGCCUGCUCGUCAUCCUCCACCCGCCGCCGCCGCCGCCGCCGGGGUCUCUGUACCGGAGCCAAGAGCUGUUUCUGAAGCUGUGGCCAGAAAUUGAGUCGGAUAAUGCUUCUGUUGUUGAGUUGGAUAAUAUAUGGAGAUACCGAAGAAAGAAAGAGCAACGAACAUGUUCGAACGGUUAUGAUCAUCAGCUUCACAGUACGGUCUCAUUAGGGACUCAACGCUACCUGGUUGUGGAGGCUAAUGGUGGCUUAAACCAACAACGGUCAUCGAUUUGCAAUGCUGUGGCUGUGGCUGGACUGCUUAAUGCUACUCUCGUCAUCCCUCGAUUUGAUCUUCAUAAUGUUUGGAAGGACCCAAGGCAAGUUCCAUUUGUUAUUUGUAUUAAGCCAUUCUUUUUUCAUCAAAAUGGGUUUGCUGAUAUUUAUGAUGAGGAUCAUUUUAUAUCCUCGUUAAAAGAUUUCGUGACCGUGGUUCAAGAUUUGCCGAAAGAAAUAAUGGACAGCUAUAAUUAUAGCAUAAGCAAUAUUCCAAAUUUUAGAGUGCAAGCUUGGGCAUCAGCUCGGUUUUACUUGGAUGAGGUUUAUCCUGUCUUGCAAGAAUCAGGAGUUGUUCGCAUUUCCCCCUUUGCAAACAGACUUGCAACGAGCAUACCACCACAAAUACAGUUCUUAAGAUGCCUAGCAAAUUAUAAGGCUCUUAAAUUCUCCCCAACCAUUAUGAAUCUUGCUAAGAAAGUAGUCACUCAAAUGACUGCAAAGAGCGUUAAUUCUGGCGGGAAGUAUGUUUCUAUUCAUCUCAGAUUCGAGGAGGAUAUGGUGGCCUUCUCGUGCUGUGUGUAUGACGGUGGAGAAGUAGAAAAAUCUGAACUGAACUCAAUGCGCGAAAAGGGAUGGGCAAAAAAAUUCAUGCAAAAAAAUCGAGUCUUUGCACCUGAACUCAAUCGUGUUAAUGGAAGGUGCCCCAUGACACCAGUGGAGGUUGGUAUGAUGUUAAGAGGUAUGGGAUUUUCGAACGAUACCCCUAUCUAUUUAGCCUCCGGCAAAAUUUAUAAGGAGGAAAAAUACCUCGAGCCCCUUAGAAAGAUGUUCCCACUUCUAUACACAAAGGAGUCACUUUUUACCGCUGACGAACUUUCUGAAAUCCAGGGCUAUUCUUCGAGGCUAGCAGCUUUGGACUAUAUGGCAUGCUUGUCUAGUGAAGUAUUCGUGACUACUCAAGGAGGAAAUUUUCCUCAUUUUCUUAUGGGUCACAGAAGGUUUUUAUUCAACGGGCACGCAAAGACUAUCAUGCCCGAUAAAAGCAGGCUCGUAGUUUUACUCCAGAACAUGAGCUUAAGUUGGGAUGCUUUCAAAGAUGAGAUGGAGACAAUGCUUGCCGAAAGUGAUCGAAAGAGCAUAAUGGUGCCAAGAGUAAAAAAAUCAACAAGAAAGGGUUCUAUAUACCUUAACCCUUUGCCUGAAUGCAGGUGUUUAUGGGAGUCCCAAAAAUCGAGCACCCCAUGACAUGUGUUUUCAAGCAUGAAAAGAAAAAAGAAAAAAAAAACGAGCAAUUGUUNAAAAAAAAAAAAAUCUUGGCCGCAGCUUGAGCUGAAUAAAAGAAGUAUGAGUAAUCAGAAAGGACUGAAGUUUUGAGAUGGGCAUAUGCUUGCUUGAUCUAAUAGUGAGUUGGAUAUUUUUUUGUUAAAAAAAUCUUGUAACUAAGUAUUUUUGGGAUUGUUGUAAGCUUUAGAAUGACUUCUUGCUCAGGUUGCGGGGACUUUUAGUUAGUUGAUGAAUUAAGCGUGCAACUGCAAAUAUUAGGAAAAUCGAGAGAGAGCUAAGGCCAUCUCCAGCCCUUAUCUCUACUCUAGCGCGAACUUUACUCUACUCUAGAGUAGAGUUGAACAUUCAUCUCCAGCCCUUAUCUCUACAUUUUACUCUACAUUAAAUAUAUGAUUUUUUUAUUCAUUUUU